GCCGCCGGAGUCGCACGGCGCCGCGUCUCCGCCGUCUUCUCCGCCUCCACCUGCUCCUUCGUUUCCUCCUCUUCCUCCUCCUCUUGUGGCCGCGAACACUGCGGCGUUGUCUGCUCCACAACUUUACAAGAAAGUUCAGCAACUCGGCUCCUGGGGCGGCCAAGUCGUACGCGACAGCCACCUCGGGGAGCCGCCGGGCAGCUCCGAGGGCGCGCAGCCGCCUGGGCUUCGGGGUCGCUGCACCUGACACGUCCACCGCUGCCGCCUGGUGCCAGGCUGUGAGCGACCCAGGCGGCGGCGGCGGCAGAGGCGGCGCAGCAGCCUCAGGGGUCACCUCCUGACGCCCGCGCCUCCACCGCCGCCCACAUGCGCGGUCGUUCCUGGAGCGCGAGCUCUGUGCUUCCUCAACAAUUUUUGUAACUUUCCCCCAGUCUUCCUUUCUUGCCAUCCUUACUUUUUGCAUAAGGGGAAAAAGUUGUGUCGAAACUGUCCACCGAUUGUCACCUCCCAAUAAUCCUUCCCUCCCUCCCCACUUUUUUUUUUUUUUUAUAAGCGGCAACAACAUUGUUUAGUGUUCAUUUUACGAUAGAUAGCUUUCUUUGCUUGGUCGGGGCGGCUGCUGAGCGGCGGAGUGGCGUGGACCUCAUGUAGAAAUGACAACAAUGGAAGGGGCCAGCGGGUCGAGUUUUGGAAUAGACACGAUUUUGUCCAGUGCCAGUUCGGGCAGCCCCGGCAUGAUGAAUGGAGAUUUCCGCCCACUCGGCGAGACUAGGACCGCGGAUUUUAGAAAUCAGGCCACUCCAUCCCCCUGUUCAGAGAUUGAUACGGUAGGAACGGCGCCUUCCUCUCCCAUCUCUGUCACCAUGGAGCCUCCGGAGACGCAUCUGGUAGCAGACGGGCCCCAGCAUCACCACCACCUCCACCACAGCCAGCAGCCGCCGCCACCAGCCGCAGCCCCAACGCAAAGUUUGCAGCCUUCGCCGCCGCAGCAGCCGCCGCCGCCGCAGCCAUCGGCUCAGCAGCUGGGCUCGGCCGCCUCGGCCCCCAGGACUUCCACCUCUUCUUUUUUAAUUAAAGACAUCCUGGGCGACAGCAAACCUCUGGCCGCGUGUGCACCCUACAGCACCAGCGUGUCUUCUCCUCACCACACCCCGAAGCAGGAGAGCAACGCAGCGCACGAGAGCUUCAGGCCAAAGCUGGAGCAGGAGGACAGCAAAACCAAACUCGACAAGCGGGAAGAUUCCCAGAGCGACAUCAAAUGCCACGGAACAAAGGAGGAAGGAGACCGGGAGAUUACAAGUAGCCGAGAGAGUCCCCCUGUGAGAGCCAAAAAGCCACGCAAAGCCAGGACGGCUUUCUCUGAUCACCAACUCAAUCAACUGGAGCGUAGCUUUGAGCGGCAGAAGUACCUGAGCGUGCAGGACCGCAUGGACCUGGCUGCCUCACUGAACCUUACUGACACCCAGGUCAAGACCUGGUACCAGAACCGCAGGACCAAGUGGAAGCGGCAGACCGCCGUGGGCCUGGAGCUGCUGGCCGAGGCGGGGAACUAUUCGGCACUGCAGAGGAUGUUUCCGUCGCCUUACUUCUACCAUCCCAGCCUCCUGGGCAGCAUGGACAGUACUACCGCAGCCGCAGCGGCCGCCGCCAUGUACAGCAGCAUGUACCGGACUCCUCCCGCGCCCCACCCCCCGCUGCAGCGGCCCCUGGUGCCCCGCGUGCUCAUCCACGGUCUGGGGCCCGGGGCACAGCCCGCUCUCAACCCCCUGUCCAACCCCAUUCCAGGCACCCCGCACCCCCGGUGAAGGACAAGAACCAGGACAGCGCUGCAGUCCCUCUCCCAUUCCCUCCCCUACUCGGACUGCUGUCCUUUCUCUCCCCGCACCGGGCCGACCGACCGGCCUCCCGGGCAGCGGACCGGGAAGCCACGAAGUGAGAAAGGAAGACACUCACCAAUGGGCGGGGCCCCCAGAGAGGAGCCAGCACUCUGCUGUCUCUCUCCCCACCCCCAGAGACAGGGCUGGAAAGCUCCCCCACUGCAGUGUGACUGGUGAAAACGCUGACCCCACACAAAGUGCGAUCAGUAAGUGAAAACAUCAACAAAAACAAAACCUCAAGUUCUUUUAAAAAUGACUUUAGGGACAUGCAGGAGGGAGGGAGGGGGAGGGGCAAGGAGGAAAGAAAGAAGGGCACGGAGAGGAAACUGCACGGGCGGAGAAUUGUAGACGGACAAACCGCCUCAACUUCUGAGGCGGAGGGCGUUGCUGUGGACAUUCCGCCUGCCCCAGAGAAAAGAGGAGGGUAACUGAGAACUUUGCACUGAUUUCUCAUGACCUUUUUUCUUUUGGAAAAGUGGCAUGCUCCAUAAUAUGAAGAAAAAUGUACAUUUGAAAGACUGAAUGAUAAGUGAUAUAUCAUAUUUAUUAUAUGUUGUCCAAAAAAGAGUCACUUAUAUACGUUAGUAAAACAUGAUUUUUCUUUUCAUGUCUUUUUGAUUCAGUAAAAUAAA
Messenger RNA from Phyllostomus discolor (pale spear-nosed bat), 2509 nucleotides. RefSeq names its product BarH like homeobox 2 (gene BARHL2). Gene Ontology annotation, cellular component: nucleus. The record is from RefSeq and is a predicted model, not a curated record. The coding region runs from base 654 to 1805 and encodes 383 amino acids. Gene Ontology annotation, biological process: regulation of transcription by RNA polymerase II. NCBI's taxonomy places the organism in Eukaryota, Metazoa, Chordata, Mammalia, Chiroptera, Phyllostomidae. The transcript is spliced from 3 exons. Gene Ontology annotation, molecular function: DNA-binding transcription factor activity, RNA polymerase II-specific; RNA polymerase II transcription regulatory region sequence-specific DNA binding.